Molecule: messenger RNA, 315 nt
Organism: Daldinia vernicosa
Lineage: Eukaryota; Fungi; Ascomycota; Sordariomycetes; Xylariales; Hypoxylaceae
Exons: 2
Coding region: 1-315 (104 amino acids)
Source: RefSeq, a predicted model, not a curated record
AUGGUUUGGAAGAACAAGUCUCGCAUCCCAGUCGAGGCCAAGUCAUCGACGUUCAGACAGUUGCUACCUCUCCUAAUCCUUCUCGUCAUUCUUGGCGGCGUCGCCUUCGUCGGCUACCAAGUAUAUCUCGGGGCGACCAAGAUUCGCGACAGUACCGAAAAGCGCAUGGCUCGGAAGAACCUCGUUUUCACCAAAGAUGGCCUGAAGGUCAGCGUCAAGCACGUUGAAGAAGAGAAAUACGUCGAUGCGACUCAGAGCUGGGUAGUUAAGGCCUGGAAUCUAGGGAAUCCUCCGCCCCCCGUCAAGAGGAGGUAA